Messenger RNA from Prorocentrum cordatum, 1410 nucleotides. NCBI's taxonomy places the organism in Eukaryota, Dinophyceae, Prorocentrales, Prorocentraceae. The record is from the annotation of a GenBank genome assembly.
AUGCCUGUCGACACCAACGGCACGGAGAUGACCGUCGGAGUCGUGGAACCUUUCAGCGACAACUGGGACGACGUGUCUGACGGCUGUCCGGCGCCCUACAGCCUUGUUGCGAAACAGCCGGAGACGCCUGUCUGCACGACGACAACGACGACGACUACGGAGAGCACAGCGUCCGAGACGUCAUCCACGACGCUCACAAGCACGUCGGCGACGAGUACCUCUACACUCUCUUCCUCGACGGGAAGCAGCAGCUUGACUCUCAGUUCGACGACGGGUACCAGCAGCACGACCGAGACGAGCACGAGCCAGACGAGCACGACCACCAGCAGCACGCUGACAAGCACGACCGACACCAGCUUCACGCUAACAAGCUCGACCGACACCAGCACAAGUUGGACCAGUUCGACCACAGUGUCAUCCACUACUGCCAGCAGCACCACAACACUGACAAGCUCGUCCGCCACCAGCUCCACCACCUUGACCUCAAGCGAGACAAGUUCAACAACGAAGUCUUCCACUUCCUCGCUCACGUCCACUACUGCCAGCAGCGCGACGGAGAGCAGUUCAACAACCAUUUCUGCCACCAGCACUCUCUCGAGCAUUUCUGGGACGUCCAUUUCUGGGACGUCCAUUUCUGGGACGUCCAUUUCUGGGACAUCAUCCUCUGCAUCGUCCUCGACGACUCCCACCAUCACGUCAUCGACAAGCUUGUCGACAGUCAGUUCAACCACGGGGACGUCGACUCCUACGAGGACUAGCGCCACGGACACUUCCACAGGUUCGUCUUCUACGUCUGUCAGCAGCUCCACAACGGUAAGCACUGCCACGGGUUCAUCGAGCACGACCGUCAGCUCCACUUCGGCGACCAGCUCGACGACGACGAAGAGCACGACUACUGAGUCAUCGAGCACGACGGUGACUAGCUCGACGACGAAGAGCACAACCACGGGAUCAUCGAGCACGACGGUGACCAGCUCGACGACGAAGACCACAACCACGCGGUCAUCCACCACGACUAUUACCGCUACCAGCUCGACGACCGUGAGCUCCACCAGCACGUCGGAGACCAGCUCGACGACGAAGAGCACAACCACGGGAUCAUCGAGCACGACGGUGACCAGCUCGACGACGAAGACCACAACCACGCGGUCAUCCACCACGACUAUUACCGCUACCAGCUCGACGACCGUGAGCUCCACCAGCACGUCGGAGACCAGCUCGACGACGAAGAGCACAACCACGGGCAGCUCGACGACGGUGAGCACAACCACGGGGUCAUCGAGCACAACUGUCAGCAGCACGUCGGCGACCAGCUCGACGACGGUGAGCACAACCACGGGAUCAUCGAGCACGACUGUCAGCAGCACGUCGGCGACCACAGCACGUCGGCGACCAGCUCGACGACGGUGA